CCUGCGGAACCUCCCUGCUAAAACCAUUUCCUUCAUUGAAAGUAUUUGGAUUUCAAUCAACUGAGCUCCAUUUACUGCUACUAGUAUAUUUUCUUUACUGAGGCACGAAAGACAUGGAUCUCCGGGAAUCCAUCAGCAACCAAACCCACGUUUCCUUGUCACUCGCAAAACACAUUAUCUCGACGAAGACCCAGGACUGCAACUUUGUGUUCUCGCCGCUGUCCAUCCAAGUGCUCUUGGCCCUGAUCGCCUCAGGCUCCAAAGGCCCAACCCAAGACCAGCUCCUCUCUUUCCUCAAGUCCACCUCCACCCACGACCUCAACUCCCUGUCCUCGCAGCUGGUCAACGGCGUCUUCGCCGAUGGCGGCCCCUCCGGCGGGCCUCGCAUCAGCUUUGCCAACGCCGUCUGGGUUGAUCAGUCCCUGCACUUUAAGCCUUCUUUCAAAGAGAUUGUGGAUGAUGUUUAUAAGGCCGCUUCCGAUCGAGUUGACUUCCAAAACAAGGUACCUGAUGAGGUGACCAACGAAGUAAAUGCCUGGGUUCGGAAGGAAACAAACGGGCUUAUCAGGGAGAUUCUUCCUAGUGGCUCAGUGGAUGGAACAACGAGACUGAUUUUGGCAAAUGCUCUGUAUUUCAAAGGAGCCUGGCUAAAGAAGUUCGACGAAUCAAAUACCAGGGAGCAUGAGUUCCACCUCGUCAAUGGCAGCUCAAUUCAGGUCCCCUUCAUGACCAGAAAAAAGAAACAGUACAUUAGCGCCUUCGAUGGUUUUAAGGUGCUUCGCCUUCCUUAUAAACAAGGUGGCGAUGAUAAACGCCGAUUCUCCAUGUAUUUCUUCCUCCCGGAUGCCAAGGAUGGGCUGCCAGCUUUUGUGGACAAAGUCAGUUCCGAACCUGGAUUCCUGGAAAAUCACUUGCCACGCUCAAAAGUACGAGUAGGCGUUUUCCGCAUCCCAAAAUUUAAGAUAUCCUUUGGGUUUGAAGCUUCUCAAAGUCUGAAGCAACUGGGGCUGGUGCUGCCUUUCUCUGGUGAAGGACUUACCGAAAUGGUCGACUCCCCUGUCAGUCGAAACCUCUGCGUUUCGAGCAUUUUCCACAAAUCUUUUAUUGAGGUUAAUGAAGAGGGAACAGAAGCUGCAGCGGCAACUGCUGCCAAAGUGGUAUUAAUGUCUUAUAAACAUUACGACAGAUUAGACUUCGUUGCCGACCACCCAUUCCUUUUCCUUAUAAGAGAAGACAUGUCCGGGGCGGUACAGUUCAUUGGUACCCUGCUUAACCCCCUUGACUCAUAGGUAGCGAAGAAUUUAUAGUACAUGGAAUGGAAGUCUUCAACAGCUGCAUUUCUCUUGUCUUUUGUUUUAUGUUGUAAUACCUUACUAUUCCCCUGCGUACUUACUCCUAUAUGUUUGGAUUGCAUUAGUUGUUGUUCACUCUGUUCUUCGCUCCCCUUUCUGGCUGUUGAAUAUUCUUGUAGUAUGUGAUUGUAAGAGUGCCUUUAGUUUUGCAAUAAAAUAAAAUUCCAGAUUGUAA
Messenger RNA from Coffea arabica (coffee), 1527 nucleotides. NCBI's taxonomy places the organism in Eukaryota, Viridiplantae, Streptophyta, Magnoliopsida, Gentianales, Rubiaceae. The record is from RefSeq and is a predicted model, not a curated record.